UCUGUAUAAAUAUUCAGCAAACGUUAAACUUACAGUAGUAUAUCGCUUACCUCCCUGAAAAUUACAAAACAAACAAAAAAAAUGGAUGUAAAAUUUAUAUUUAUGUUCACCUUAUUCGUACAGACUUAUUGUGAUCAUGAACAUAACGAACUGGAGUCGAUUCUUGUAAAACGUUUGACUGCUAUGACCGGCAAAGAAAAUUUUGUAGAAGAGAAUACCAAUUGGGUUUAUGUUGGAAAAGCGGAAACCGAUAGGAAGAAGCCAUCAUCACUAAAGUCCAGUGGUUACGAUCAUCUUAAGGUCAAGGUGAUUUCAAACAGGAGAAGGAAUAUUAGAAAAAGGAAUGUAACACAAGUUGGUGUAAACUGUCCUCUAGGAUAUGCAAGACCUCAAAAUGGGAAAAAAUGUUACCGCACCCAAGACAGUAAAUCCUGAAUAAUAAUUUACAUAAUUCAGUAUUGACAACUUUGUACA
Messenger RNA from Anoplophora glabripennis (Asian longhorned beetle), 474 nucleotides. RefSeq lists its product as uncharacterized. The record is from RefSeq and is a predicted model, not a curated record. The transcript has 2 exons. NCBI's taxonomy places the organism in Eukaryota, Metazoa, Arthropoda, Insecta, Coleoptera, Cerambycidae. The coding region runs from base 82 to 435 and encodes 117 amino acids.